CAUCGUGCCCUGUCCCCCCCCAGGUGGUCGUUUGGAGACGGAGGUUACCAGGAAUAUGACUUUAAACCUCCCUACAACACCUCCCUGUACCCUCCCCUACCAGACUCCCCUACACAGGUGCUCCUGCCCAACAAAGUCAAGUACAAGUACCAACAGCCAGGAGUGUACACCGUCCUGGUGUCUGUGUCUAACCAUUACGAGAACAGAACCCAGCGCAUCGACAUGCACGUAUACAGUGUCCUUACCCACGUCGACAUAGAAACAGAGCCCCGCCUCCUCCAGGCCGGCCAACCAGCAACUUUUGAGGCUCACGCCUUGCCCUCGGCCUAUGGCAUCGUCUAUACGUGGGAUUUUGCAGAUGGCUCCGCCUCCAGAGAGGGGCCUCAACGUCGCGUCAACCACACCUACGAGGUCGGCCACAGUGGCGUCCAUAAUGUGUGUGUGUCUGUGAAUAAUACCAUCAGCUGGACGAAGGCCUGCGCUGAGAUGUUGGUGUACGAGGAGAUUAAAGGGUUAACGGCGACCUCCUCCGCCCCGACCGAGCUCAACACCCCGACGACGGUCUCUGCACACCUGGAGGCAGGUAACAACGUCACCUGGAGCUUCGACAUGGGCGACGGGUCCAUGGUGACGACGGCGGGUUCCGAGGUUCCGCACACCUACGUGAAAGACGGGAACUACACGGUGAACGUGACGGCGCGGAAUGCGGUGAGCGCCCGCUGGACCCUGGUACCUGUCCAGGUGUUCGUGCUGCAGGUGGUGAGGCUGGAGCCGGCGGGCUGUGUCCGGGAGCUGACCCAGGUCGACUUCCAGGCCUUCGUUUCGGGGAAUGCCUCCUUUCACCUGUAUGAGUGGAGCUUCGGGGACGGGACCCCCAACCAGACACACCUGGGCAGCCCCAGGAUCAGCCACUCCUACGGGGGCAGCGGGGACUACCACCUCUCCCUGCUGCUGUCCAGCGGCGUCAACAAGGCCAACUUCUUUGCGUGGGUUUGUGUCCAGCCGGCGGUGUCCAACGUGACCCUGACCCCAGAGAAGUGCAACUUCAGACUGGGAGAGGAGAGCCGGUUCAGGGCCAGCGCCCAGCCAGACUUCGACUACACCUACUUAUGGGAUUUUGGGGUGAUUGAGGACUCUACACCUGUCCAGGGCCAUACGGACAUGGUGUUCACCUAUAAAAACCCUGGUCAGUACCUGGUGACGGUCACUGUGUCCAACAACAUCUCCUGCAGUAACGACAGCGUCCUGAUUCAUAUCCAGCGGCCGGUAGGACUGGUCCUGAUCCAACAUAACGGGACUAGAUCCAAUAACCUGACUCUGAGGGAGGUGUACCUCUUCACCACCUCUUCGCUGGUGCCUGCCAGCCUCUACACCUGGGAUUUCGGCGACGGAACGCCCCUCACCCCCGGCCCAAACGCGACACACGCCUACAACGUCUCUGGAGUCUUCAAUGUCACGCUGACGGCGGCGAACCCGGUGAGCAGCAACCACACCCGGGUUGCCGUGGCGGUCCUGGCACCCAUCCGCGGCCUGGUGGUCAACGCUGACCGGGUCAACGUUCCCAUAAACGCCACAGUCAACUUCAAGGCUCACCUGGAGGAAGGCGAUGGCGUGCGGUUUUCGUGGAACCUGUGUGACGGCUGCACACCCAGGCUCCAAGAAUGGAAGACUCAUUACACCUUCCGGUCGGUGGGGACGUACAACGUCAUCGUCACGGCAGAGAGCGACGUGGGCUCAGCCCAGGCCAGCGUAUACAUCUACGUGCUGCGGGAGCUGGAGGGGCUGCAGAUCCAGCCUGAGGAGGACAUGGGGGCGAGGGGGUGCUGCUACGCUACGAACCGUGUGCUCCACCUCCAGGCCACGCUGAGGGAAGGGACCAACAUGUCCUUCAGCUGGAACCUCCUCAGGGAGUUGGCGCCGGUCAGCACUGCGCUCAACCUCAGCGGGAAGACCAUCCCAGUCAACUUCUCCACCCCUGGUCCCUGUGAUGUCUUCCUGCGGGCCACCAACCUCCUUGGAACGCUCGCGGUGAACAGAACCAUCCAGUUCCUCGAUCCGGUUGGAGAGCUGUACCUGGAGACCAGCGUCAACCCUGUGGCGGUCAACUCCUCCACUAACCUGACGGUGUUGGCCAGUAAAGGCUCGGACCUGCAGUACCGGUGGUCAGCUGAUGAGGGCGCUCUAGGCUGGAAUGAGCCCUCUGUGGUUCAUCGGUUCACUGUUCCAGGAAUGAAGGUCGUUACUGUGGAAGUGUCCAAUGAGGUCAGCGCCGAUACGGUGUCCAAGUUCAUUGACGUCCAGGAAGUGGUAACAGGAGUUACGUUCUCUGCGACUAACGUCACGGAGCAGAACUUUGUGGCCACCGGCGUCAAUGUCUCCCUCCACGGAGAAUUAAGGACCGGCACCAACGUAUCUUGGACCUGGCUGUUGCUGGGCAGAACAGAAAUGGGACGGAGGGUGUCCCACGCUUUCCAGGAACCAGGGCUGUUCACCGUUAUGCUAAACGCUACCAACGACGUUAGCGGCGAGGCGUUUUCCAGAGAGUUGACGGUACAGGAUAAGAUUCAGGGGUUGGAGCUGAGGGCCAGUAAGAGGAUCGCUGCGGUCGGGGAGAGGGUGGAGUUUACCAUCGCCAAGGCGUCAGGGACGAACGUGAGCUUCAUCCUCAGCAUCAGUGGAGACUCGACCGUUUUCGGCCAGACCUACGUUCACCAGUUCAGCCGGGUCGACACCUACAUGGUAAACCUGACCGCACACAACCAGGUGAGUUCUGAGCGGCGCCACCUGCAGGUGGAGGUGAUGGAGCCAGUGAGCAUGCUGAGUAUCCUGGACUGCUGUGACGCCGCCAUGGCUGUGGGCGUCAAGAAGACCUUGGUAGCCGACAUCCUGACAGGAAACCCGGUGACCUUCCUGUGGACCUUUGACCUUAACCACCUCCCCUUCCCCACAUCGGGAAAGAGGGCGUUCAACUUGCUCAGCCCAGAGAGCAUCACCAAGCACAUCCAGGUGCAGAACGUUCUGGCGGAGGCCCGGGUGGAGGCCCGGCCCACGGAAGACACCUUCAUCAACAAGACGGUGAUGCUGAUGGCGGGCGUCACACCUCAAUCCCACCCGUUACCUUCCUCUGGGACUUUAAGACGGCUCUGCGCGCCCCUGCUCUCCGCCACCUCCUCUGUUGAACUUAUGUAUGCAGCGUUCCCAGGUCAAUACCUGGUCCAGGGUGGAGGUGACCAUCAGGUGUUGGAGUGUGAGGAGCCAGAGGUUCAGGUAGUCCAGGCUCCUAGGCUAGCCAUCUGGCGCUACCAGCCCACCCAGGUGGAGGCUAGCGUGGACCUGAAGGCUUGCAUCCGCUACGGAGCCCAGUACCUCUGGGAGAUCUUCUCCACCCCGCACUGCAACUACGACCAUUCACGGCUGCAGCUCUCGCUGCCCAAGAUGGCUCUGCGUUCGGGGGGAACUACUCGCUGGUGUUCUCCUGUCCUACCAGGGGUUCCCCUGAGGAAGGCUGCCUGUCUACAGCUAACCGUCAUGGCCGCCCGCCUGGUUCCUAUCAUAGAGGGAGGGACCUACAGGGUGUGGUCCAAGACCCAGGACCUGCAGCUGAGUGCUGAGCAGAGCUAUGACCCCAACAUGAGCCUGGACAACCAGUCACUACUCCACUACCACUGGGACUGUGUCUCCACCUCCAAGGUAAGGACACACUUACACUUGAAGUCGGAAGUUUACAUAGUGCUGGUCCAGAGUGGUCGUAUCCCCAUGGUCUACCUGGAGUGUGUCAAGGCCCAGUCCAUCUUCGAGGUCAGUCAGAACUCCUAUGUCUACCUGGCUGGAACCUGCACCAACUGUCAGCCUUCCACCCGUUGGACGGCAGUCACCCUUCGUAACGAGACCCUGGUCCUGGACUCCAGCAGCACAACAACUGGACGUGACAGUAUGAACCUGGUUCUCCGCCAGGGCAUCCUGCAAGACGGAGACUCCUACGUCUUCACCCUCCACGUAACCGACGGCAACAUGGACCGCGAGGGCGUGGCGUCCAUCACGCUACAGCCCAACAUGCCCCGGCGGGCGGGGACUGUGACCUCCGAGUGGGGGAGGAGGAGAGGGGGACCAAUCAGAACACUGGUGGACAGGGUGUACUUCAACUGUUCAGGUUACAGUGACCUGGGCGUGUCAGAGACCCCUCUCCUGUAUAGCCUGUUGGUGACUCGCUGCAGUGACAUGCACUGUGAGGAGUUCUGUGUGUAUAAAGGGACCAGUCCAGAGCACUCUGCCUUCCUGCCCCCUGGGUUCAGAUCAGGUCGAUACAGGGUGUCAGCAUCCAUUACUGUAGAAGACCACCAGGGGGCAGCAAUCACCGCUCUCAACAAGUCUGUGGACGUGGUUCUUCCAGACAGUCCUCCAGGCUACAGCAGCCUGCCCCACUGGCUCAGUGAGCUGACCUCCACCACACUCAGACAGCUACUGACAGGAGACUCACAGAGGGUCAGAGAGCUGUCCCUGGCCCUGAUCACUGUUCUCAAUGAGUAUGAGCAGACCCGUGAGUCGCCGAUAGUAUCCAGGGCGGAGCGCGGUUACCGGGUCAUCGUGCGUAGUGACAUCACCAGAGCUCUCACGGCCCUCGACCUGACUACAGUUAACGACAUACAGCAGACCUCGGCUGCCCUGGCACAAUGCACGGCGGUGAGUCGUGAGUUUAUCUGUGAGGAAUGUCAGAACAGCACGUUGAAUAAGCUGGAGUUGAUGUUGGACAUCCUGGAGACAGACACCAAGCAGGGAACAGUCACACCUACUGAGAUAGCAGACAACAUCCUCAACAUCAUGGGUGACCUUAUCCACCAGGUAAGCCAGUCGGCCUCCCAGCAGCUCUUGGGGCCCCCCUACCCCGACCUCCAGCUGGACUCCUCCCUUCCCCAGCCUCACCAGCCCCCCGAGGCACACCCCCUGCGCGUAGCAGCCCAGGCCUAUAAUCUGUCGUCGGCGCUGAUGCGUAUCCUGAUGCACUCCCGCGUCCUUAACGAGGAACCACUGGUGCUGCGGGGGACGGAGAUCGCCGCCACGGGAAAACGGGCCGACCCCCAGUCGCUGUUCUGCUACCACGACGAUGACUCACCGGAGUGCAGACGGUUCUCCAUCCCCAGAGCCUUCAACAACAGUCUGAGCAGAGCAGCUACCAGCGUGGUACAACUCAUGUUCCAGGUGGAGCCCAACCCGUUCCCCUUUAACUUUGUGGCUAACUACACAGUCAGUACCGAGGUGGCCUCCAUGGAGUUCCGGGCAGAGAACGGUUCCCAGAUCCCAAUCUCAGACCUCGACGACAACCAAGCCAUCACCGUUGCCGUGAACAAUGGCAGCGCCACCGACAGCAAUGGGGCAGGGGUGACGGGAGUCCCUUUAGCCAGGGCCAUUAACGUGAGCCGGUGUGACUCUGUCAUCGUACGAGUCAGCGCCGGUAACUCCAACCAGCAGGCCGGACUGUUCAUCCAACUCAACUUCACCACCCUGGACGACGGGGUGAGGUCAGAGGUGAGCGAGGCGGACCCCUCCAUCAUGACCUACCUCCACUCCUCCAACUGGCCCAACGAGUUCAACUUCACAGACAGGAAACGCAUCACACUCAGCAUGACCAGGGGGCGGGACCUGGACCACAGGAAGUACACCUUCUUCCUGUCCCCAGAGUCCCAUGACACGACCCUGGACUACUAUGUCAACGUGACAACGGGCUGUACCACUGACUCCCCCAGCGCGGGGGUGCGUCUGGAGGUGGGUGUGUUUACGUCCCUGUGCCAGUACUUCAGCGAGAGCGCCAAGCUGUGGCGUACGGACGGCAUGGUGCCACUGGCAGAGACUAAUGCCAGCCGGGCCGUCUGCAGCACCCGCCACCUCACAGCCUUCGCUGCCAGUCUCUUCGUUCCACCUGAUGCUGUCACCUUCAUACGGCCUGAGCAGGGGGUUCCCAGCCUCGUGGUGUUGUUGACGUGUGUGGUGGGGUUGCUGUGUUACGCCGUGGCGGCGGCCAUCUUACAUAAACUGGACCAGCUGGACCUGAGGAGGGCGGGGACGGUGCCGCUCUGUGGACACGACGGAACAUUCAAGUACGAGGUGCAGGUCAAGACCGGCUUCAGCCGCGGGGCAGGCACGUCAGCACAUGUAGGCAUCAGUGUGUACGGCUGUGAGGGGCGUAGCGGGCAUCGACACCUGGACAGCCCCGGGGCCUUCGCACGUAACGGACUGGACAUCUUCCACAUCGCCACGGAAACUAGCCUGGGCAGCGUCUGGAAGAUCCGCGUCUGGCACGACAACAAGGGUCUGUCUCCAGCAUGGAAGCUCCAGUACGUCCUGGUGAAGGACCUACAGACAGGCAGCAGUUACUAUUUCCUGGUAGAGGAGUGGCUGUCAGUGGACAACGAGAGGACAGAUGGAGGCGUGGAGAUAGAGGUGGAGGUCUCAGAAGAGGCAGAGCUUCGUCGGUUGCCCCGCCUCCUGAACUGGGAGCUUCAGCGUGCUCUGUGUGAGAGUCACUUGUGGCUGUCGCUAUGGGAACGGCCCGUCCGCAGUCCCUUUACCCGCCUCCAGAGGGCGACAUGCUGCGCCCUGCUGCUACAGCUCUGUCUGCUGGCUAACACCAUGUGGUACAGCACCGUGGCCAAUAGGAGCUACAGCUCUGUAGCAGUGUCCAGGCUGGUGGUGGUGAAUGUGGAGACUGUGGCUGUGGGAGUGGUCAGCUGUCUGGUCAUUUACCCCCUCUACCUGCUGGUCUUCACUCUCUUCAGGAUGAGUCGUAGCAAGUGUGUGUCAGUAGAACAGGUGCCGUCCUCCCAGGUGGACCAGGAGUCAGUGGAGAUAGAUGACUUCCUGGACAACUCCAUGGCAGGAAGCUCCUUCCUCAUCUUCAACGGUGUCCCUGGAGAGACCUAUUCAGAAGAGACCAACGUGGACCUCCCCCCCACGCCCUCCACCAAGAGUGUCCAGAGUUGGGACACAUCCUCAUUAAUCCAGGAAGAGGAUGACAUGACGAGGAGCGUGAUUGGACCAGAGACAGACACAGUGCGUGUGCGUGUCAGGUCCAGUAUCUUUGGUGAUAAGACAGAGGUGGUCCUCCUUCAGAAGAUGAAUGAACCGCUGUCCCUCGGAGCCGUCAAGAGGGAGCCCCCUAGAACAGCCUUCACCUCACGCACAGGUGGGUGUGUUAACUCAACCCCCCCACCCUCUCUCUCUCUACCUCCAUCUCUAUUUCUACCCCUAGCUCUACCCCUAUCUCUCUGUCUCUCUCUCUCUCCCUACAUCUCUCUUUCUGUGCUACUAGAAGGCCUGUACUUUGCCCUGUGGGUGAAGAGGCUCCGUCCAGAGGAGCAGGAUGUCCUGGUGGAGUGUCCUCGUGUUGACAGAGUUGUCCAGCGUGUCCCCAGAGUCAGACCACCCCAAGGCUUCGCUCUGUCCCAGGCCAGACAGCAGGCCCGCAAGGUCCACAUGCUGCACAGCAUGCUCAAGAACUUCCUGGUCUACAUGCUCUUCCUGUUGGUGGUGUUGCUGCUCAACUACUCUGACACGACCAAGGACACACACAGCCUGCGACUCCGCACACAGCUACAACUCACACUACACACACCGGACCAGGCCAACAUCAGCAGGCGUGAGGAUGUGUGGGCGUGGCUUUCAGGCUCCCUGUUGCCAAGGUUACUGGAUAGCACCACCCUAAUGCAGGAAACAGGAAGUGUGCUCCUGGGCACACCCAGACUACGACAGAUACGAGACGUUAGUCGGUUCUCUCCAGGUUCCAUCCAUGGGGCAGGAGCAGCAGGCUGGGGAGAGGGGUUGACUGCCUCAGCAGUACACAGGAAGCUGACCCAGAACUGGACCUUACACACAGCUGAUGACAACGGAGCGUGGCGUUGGGGUCAGGUGAUGGUGUACGGGAGCGGAGGUUUCUUGGUCCAACAGCUGAACAGGAACAUAGAGGAGACCAGAACAUCACUACAGCACCUACAGCAGUUACACUGGAUGGACCACAUGACACGGGCUGUGUUUGUGGAGUUCUCUCUCUACAACACCAACACAGACCUUUUGGCCUUCUUCUCCUUCCUGUUUGAGUUCCCCGUCUCUGAGCACACUCAGUCCAGCCUCGACCUCUUGACCUUCCGCCUGCAGCCUAUCACAGGCCUCGACCUGCAGCUGCAGCUCACGAUCCUUCUGUUCUCCCUCGUGGUGUAUUUCUGUGUAUGUGCGGUCCUGGGCCUGAUGAGAGAGGGCUGGGUAUACCUCCUGUGCCCGUGGCGGUUGCUGGGCGCGUGCAGCCUGGCGCUGGCAGCGUGUGUGUGUGGCCUCCACAUCAGCCGAUGUAUAAUAUCGGGCGCCUGUGGGCGUCAUACCUACCAACAACUGAGACGGUCACUCCUUCCCUCCAUUCCCUCCCUCUGUCCAUCUCCCUCUCCCUCCUCCUCCCCCUUCCUCCGUCCAUCUCCCCCUCCCUCUCACCAGGCGUCCCACCAGUUGCGUUUCCUGAGGGAGUGGGCAGUGUUUGGCAGGGCUCUGAGACGCUCUGUCUGGGAACUGAUAGGAACAGGUCUGGUCCUGCUGGUCCUGCUGCUGGCCUACUCACACACAGGACACCAGCUCUUCCACUCCGUGAUGGACGGAUAUGGCAGCGUGAGCUCCGCCUGCCUGUCGUUGCUUGGCGCCGGCGGGCGUGGCCUGUUGUCCUUGCGACCAUCGUCAACAACAACCGGCCCCUCUAGCUCCGCCUCCAGCCUGGUGUUCCACGCGAGCUUUGCCGUGCUGCGGCUGGCGUUGCUAUGGCUGGUGACCUCUGCGUUGCUAAGGAACUAUCGUCGGGCGCGGGCGGAGUUGUACCGCCCGGUGGUGGACCUACAGGACUAUGAGAUGGUGGAGCUGUUUCUACGACGACUGAAGAUGUGGAUGGGCCUCAGCCGCACCAAGGAGUUUCGUCACAAGGUGCGUUUUGAGGGCAUGGAACCCCCCCCCUCUCGCUCCUCCUCCACCAGUGACUGUCAGUCCCUGUGCCUGCCCCCUCUGGACGGCUCAGAGUCGCCCCCCAGCCCUGGCAGCCUGGACGGGACCUCUGAGGCCUCCUGGAGACCCACCUCUUCCAGCCCCUGUAGCCUGACAGAGGCCCCCGGGUUGAGCCUGGGUCCCGGCGGAUUGGGACCAGGUGCGUUGGCGGGUGGAACAGCCUGGCGAGAAAGGGCGGAGACUGAGGCGACUCUGAAGAGGCUUCUCCCCACACUGGACGCCUUGCUGCAGCAGCUGGACCGGGUCACCGUGGCGACCGAGGAGCUGUACCGUACCGAGUGUGUCCUGGAGCGUGCCCAGAGGAAAGGAGGGGGGCCGAGGGGGGGGAAGGGGAGGGAAGGGAAAGGGGGAGGAGGAGAGGGGGAGAGUAGAGAGGGCCGAGGAGGGAAGGGAAAGGGGGAGGAGAAAGACUCUGCUGGACAGAGAGAAAGAAAAGGAGGUCAUCAGAAAGUCAACACUGUGGUGGGGGUAGUGGGCGUGGCUCAGCCUAAAGAUACAGGGAACUCUGGGGCUAACCCUAAACACACCCCGAAAUCUACCCCUGCCCCGAAAUCGACCUCUGUCCCGGUUCCUCCGCCUACAUCUACCCCUGCCCUGAAAUGGACCCCUGUCCCAGUUCCUCCCCCUACAUCUACCCCUGCCCCGAAAUCGACCCCUGUCCCGGUUCCUACCCCUAUAUCUACCCCUGCCAUGAAAUCGGCCCCUGAUCCUACCCCAACAUCUACCCCUGCCCCUAAACCUCCUCCGAAAUCUACCCCUGUAUCUGCCCCUAUACCUGACCCAAAAUGUACCCCAGUUUCUCCCCAUAUCACUUCCCCUGACUUGACCCCUGCUCCUGCCCCUGUACCCCUCUCUACUCCCGCCCUACCCUCCACCCCUACCCCCUCCUCCUCCUCCUCUACUCCCGCCCCUCGAGAGUGGGACCCCCCUACGGAGAGAGAGACCCUGCCCCCCUCCAGCCUCUUCAACCACCCGGCCCACACCACCACCAUUCCCACACGCAAACGCAAGCCCCCGCCGCUCAAGAACAAGGUGCACCCCAACCCAGACAGGCAUGUGUCCGGACACCCCAAACCCUGAGGACCCCUCCUGAAGGACCCUCAAGAAGAAAGGAUGUUAGGGAUGGAUGGACGGAACGGGCCGUAGGGAGGAGUGGAAGGAAAGGAAGGAUCCUGGGUAGAGGAUGAGUGGGCGUCGGUCACAGCAGGUGAUGUCACUGGUGUUCCACUCUAAAUCCAGAAGGAGAGAACGCGAGAGAGGAGGGAAAGAGAGAAAUAAGAGGCCCCAAAACAGCGACCGCUCACCAUGUAGUUGGCAUGGAAACACGGUGCAGGUCGCCAGUUCUUUACCCCCGCCCCCUGACCCCAUGUGACCCCGGAGGUCGUGUGGGGGCGUCGACAGAAGCACAUGUUGUGCUGACAUUAGGAGUGCUAACUGUAUGUUUAGUCAAUGAAGAGUGUGUACACGACCUGUUGAUGAUGUACACAGCUUGUUGAUGAUGAUGAUGUACACAGCUUGUUGUUGAUGAUGAUGAUGUACACAGCUUGUUGUUGAUUAUGCACACAGCUUGUUGAUGAUAAUGAUGAUGUACACAACUUGUUGUCGAUGAUGAUGAUAUACACAGCUUGUUGAUGAUGAUAUACACAGCUUGUUGAUGAUGAUGUACACAGCUUGUUGAUGAUGAUAUACACAGCUUGUUGAUGAUGAUAUACACAGCUUGUUGAUGAUGAUAUACACAGCUUGUUGAUGAUGAUAUACACAGCUUGUUGAUGAUGAUAUACACAGCUUGUUGAUGAUGAUAUACACAGCUUGUUGAUGAUGAUAUACACAGCUUGUUGAUGAUGAUAUACACAGCUUGUUGAUGAUGAUAUACACAGCUUGUUGAUGAUGAUAUACACAGCUUGUUGAUGAUGAUAUACACAGCUUGUUGUUGAUGCUUCAGUGUGUUAUCUAUGCUGUUGCAUUUGUUGUUUCUAUUUGAUCAUGAAAACAUAAGGAAGCUAUUGUUCUUGAUCACCAUGGGUAUGUGGGACCUGUCUAAAUGCUCUGUUCAGAAGCUUUGGAGAUGUCUCUCUCUCUCUCACACUCACACUCACACACACACACACACACACACACACACACACACACACACACACACACACACACACACACACACACACACACACACACACACACA
Oncorhynchus keta (chum salmon) is the source of this 11206-nucleotide messenger RNA. RefSeq names its product polycystin-1-like. NCBI's taxonomy places the organism in Eukaryota, Metazoa, Chordata, Actinopteri, Salmoniformes, Salmonidae. Gene Ontology annotation, molecular function: protein binding. The record is from RefSeq and is a predicted model, not a curated record. Gene Ontology annotation, cellular component: membrane. Gene Ontology annotation, biological process: kidney development.